Thyridium curvatum is the source of this 1578-nucleotide messenger RNA. RefSeq lists its product as uncharacterized. Gene Ontology annotation, biological process: carbohydrate transport; transmembrane transport. The transcript has a single exon. The record is from RefSeq and is a predicted model, not a curated record. Gene Ontology annotation, cellular component: membrane. Bases 1 to 1578 code for a protein of 525 amino acids. Lineage: Eukaryota; Fungi; Ascomycota; Sordariomycetes; Thyridiales; Thyridiaceae. Gene Ontology annotation, molecular function: carbohydrate:proton symporter activity.
AUGGAGCGCACCGCACCGAUCGAACAGCCCCUGCAGUCCGUGGCCGACAUCCUGGCCGAGGGCGAGAGCUCCCGCCUGACCCUCUCGCGCAACCUCGUCCGGCUCUACGCCCUCCUGGUGCCCGCCUGCCUCGUCGUGUCGGCGACCAACGGCUACGACGCCUCGGUGCUGACGGGCCUGCAGGGCGUCGCCGAGUGGAAGCGGCAGUUCCACUCGCCGACGGGCGCCCUGCUGGGCAUCACGAGCGCGGCCUACCCGCUCGGCGCCAUCUGCUCGACGCCCUUCUCGGCCUUGAUCUCGGACCGCUUCGGGCGCCGGCUGUCCAUCCUGGUCGGCAGCCUCAUCAUGAUCGUCGGCGUCGUCAUGCAGUGCGUCAGCACGUCGAUCGGCCUCUUCAUCGGCGGCCGCGUGGUCGUCGGCUUCGGCAUCACGCUCGCGCUCGCCGCGGCCCCGGUGCUCAUCUCGGAGCUCGCGCACCCGCGGCACCGCGUCCUCUUCGGCUCCCUCUACAACACGAGCUUCUACCUCGGCGCGCUGCUCGCCGGCUGGGUCACCUUUGGCAGCUACCGCAUGCCCGGCGCCUGGGCCUGGCGCCUGCCGACGCUCCUGCAGGCCAGCCCCGCCUGCCUCCAGGCCGCGUUCGUGUGGUUCCUCGACGAGUCGCCGCGCUGGCUCGCGUACAAGGGCCGGGGCGAGGAGGCGUACGCGAUCCUGGCGAGGAACCACGGCGGCGGGGACCGGGAGCACCCGCUGGUCCGGGCCGAGUACUGGGAGAUGACGGAGGCGCUCGCGGCGGAGCGGGAGAUGGAGGGCCAGGGCCUCGGGCUGUUCUUCGUCUCGCCGGCGAACCGCAAGCGGCUCGCCAUCCUCGUCACGCUGGCCGUCUUUGGGCAGUGGUCCGGCAACGGCCUGGUGUCCUACUACCUGACCAAGAUCCUCACGAGCAUCGGCAUCAGCGGCCAGCACGACCAGACGCAGCUGCUGGGCACGAUCCAGACCGUCAACUACGCCACCUCGCUGUGCGCCGCCGUCCUCUCCACCAAGAUCGGCCGCAGGCCCAUGUUCAUCGGCGGCGGCGUGGCGAUGCUCCUGACGCUGGCGGCCCUGACCGCCAGCAUCGCCUCGUACGUGCAGACCGGGUCGACCGCCGCCAGCAGGUCCGCGCUCGCCUUCAUCUUCAUCUACUACACGGCCUUCAACGUCUGCCUGAACCCGCUCCUCUUCCUCUACCCGACCGAGACCCUCCCCUUCAGGCUGCGCGCCAUGGGCCUGAGCAUCCUCGUCUUCUCGACCAAGGCCGCGUCCUUCUUCAACCAGUUCGUCAACCCCAUCGGCAUGGACGCUCUCGGCUGGAAGUACUACCUAGUCUACGUCGGGUGGCUGGUGGUCGAGAUCUUUGUCUUUUGGCUGCUCUACCCGGAGACCAAGGGUUAUACUCUGGAGAGGCUCCAGGCCGUGUUCGGCGAGGAUGUCAAGCUCUCCGGGCUGGAGGAGAAAGGCCUUCGGGAGGGAGCCAAUAUCGCCGUGGAACAAAAAGGCAUUGCUGAUGAUGGUGUGCACGUUGAGAAGUCGAGGUAG